AUAAUAUUACCAACCACCUCCAUUUAUUAAAUAAAGAUGCAAAUAAUAUCACUGAUCACUUCUACAAUAAAUUGGAAUGGAUAUACAUUAUCUUUUACACUGCAGCUAUUUGUACUAAUGUGCAUGGCAGCACAGAAUUAUUGCGUUUGAAGCUCAAUGAGGACGCCGGUUUUCUCUUUCCUUCACUCAUGUUCCGAACAUUUCCUUGAAACCAAAUGUUUAUGGGACCAGCAGGAAUAGCUGUUAUUCCGUAUAGUAACAACUAGCAGAUUUUAUCUAUUUCGAAGCAAACCAAACUCCAGCGGCUUUAGUGCUCCAUUUUGCCGCAACGUUUUUCUCUGUUAUUUUACAUAGUUUUUAUUUGCUACAUGCGUUCUACAUUAAUGUGCGUCGACAUAUGCGACGUAUGCGUUGUACCUUGAUGAGCGGCGACGUAUGCGUAUGCGUAUGACGUUCUAUACGUUUACGUUCUUUCUAGACAUCAACGCAACGGAUGAAGACGAAGCUGUCGGGCCUGACCCGUAAUGCUGUAUUACGUCUAAAUACUGUAUCUGAUCAUCGAGGUUGCAUGAUGUUGCUGGAUCGACUGCAACUUCGACAAGUUUGAGCUUUAUUGCCAUUUGUGCAUUGUAAAUGUUAUCGAUAUUGCAUCAAUAACUUGGCCUUCGAAAUAAAAAUAAAGCGAUAUCUGGAUAUUGUACGAUUUACAAUACGAAUCACUACCAUGCACCAACCUCCUCAUCCCUUUCCAUCGCGACGAGCUAUUUAUCUUGGCGUUGUCAUUUGCUCCAACUAUUUCCAAGACAUUGGAUAGAAUAUAUCUGAAGUUCACAGAAACAUACGGAAUACGGAUACGUAGCAUGUAUUUUUCAAGAAGUCGUAUCAAAUCAAAAAGAUAUCAAUUUUCUUCAAAUAACAAAUCCUAGCUUCCUCAAGUAUGAGAUGUAUAGAAAGAUAUUUAUGUGACUUGCCCCAGUGAACGGAAAACAAGAAUGGGAAGGGCGCAGAAAAUGUUUUACGGACCUUUUCCCUGAAAGUUCGUCAGCAGAAAACUCCAUUACGUAUCAAAAAUACACUAACUCACGUCCCGGCGCAGUUUGUUCGCGUCACAGUGACUGGUCUGGCGACGCGCUUAUCUGAUCGGAACUUACAAACUCUCUUGGAAAUUUUGAACCCUGUGACAUUUUCAGGUUCUGGAAGUCAAAAAGUUUUUUGUUUAUAUGUAAUUAUUAGUAAUUAAUUGACUAUACAUUUGGUACGUAUGAUUGCCCUGUUUGGUAUUUAAGCUCCUUAUUUGUAUUGGUUCCUUUAUCUUGUAACAUUUUAUAUUCUUAUAGGUCAAUAAGCAAUACUCAGCUAAAGCUAGCUUUAUUUUGAUCGAUUUUAUAUUGUACUGGCCUUUGCUCGACUUGACCCGUGUUUUUAUUUCAGAAUUGUUCGUUCUUAUUACUGUUUCGGGUUAUCGCGAUGAAACCUAUCUGAUUUAAGUUAGACCAUCCACUAUACAACUGUGAAAACUGGAUCAGUAGUUUUUGUUUGAUACGCAAAUAUAUAUAUACAAACAGCCAAAAAUUUAAAAACUUGAUGAAAUUGUUUUACCACCAUUUUUUCUCCUAUGUACAGACAUUGUCCACUUACAUUUGUAUUGUAUGUAUAGUUUGUCAUAUAUGUACGUAAUAGUAUGAUAAUAUUUCACAAGUACUGUACUGUCGUGCGAACUAGCCAUUGGCCGGGCCGCAUCGGGCGGGCCCUGAUAUUGUUUUAGGAAGCGUAUAAUUUAUCGCCGACUAUUUUCCUUGCAAAGAUGUCUCUUAUUUUAAAUUCAGACGUUUCCUGUGCAUUUACCUUUAUACUUUUCAUUUUAGCACAGGUUUGGAAAUAAAAUAUUUCUCUUUGUGCUAAAAAACACUUCAAGAAAAGGUACCUAAGUACCUAUAUGUACUUAUUUCGAAACGUGAUCUCGAAAAGCUUAAUCAUUUAAAGCGAAAUUAAUUCCAAUAUUACUAUUUUGCGUAAUAUUAAUUUCAUAACAACAAAUACUAUCUAGAAUCAAACUAAUCAGAUACAGGUAAGGUGAAGGCAGGGCAAGCUGCUGAUCCGAUUACAGACCACGCCCGGUGGUGACGUCUCGCUCAGUACAGAUUUACUAACACCGUAAUUACAGCUCAGUGGUCGCCGCUUUAGCGAUUCAUGUUGUAACGAGCGCGCGAUGUCUCAACACUAUCACUGAAGCAAGAGAUCUAAAAUCUAUCGUCUAAUUCGGUUUUAAUGGACUUUUCACAAAAAUACUGUUUAGUUUUACUUACAUUUUUUGAUCUAAAAACAGAUUAACUAGAAAAGCCACAAUUUAUUGAACUUUAUGUACGCAUUAAGUUUGAAAGAUCGGAUCAGAGCGCGAUAACAAAAAGUGUGGAAUAAAAAAGGAAUUUCAUUUGAAUACUGUAGUGUACGCGCGCAUGCGUCAGGCACGUCAUUCGGCCAUUGACUGGAUCCGAGUGUGCGUCGGUUGCAUGGUGUGUACCUACAUAUUACGUGGUAAUAAAACUUAUUUUAUUAAUCCCUGAACCCUAUAUAUGGCGACGAGUCAAAAGUGAGUACAACUAGUUUAUUAUCAAAAGGGCAAGGGAGAAACUGCAAAUAACAAAAUAUAACGUUUACGCUUUGUCGUCUAGCGAAUAUUAGCGGCCAUUUUGUUAAAACAAACAGCUAAAACAAUAAUACUACUUAUUAGGUAUAUUUGACGCAAAACAUUUCUUAAAUGGCUGCAUAUAAUAGCUUUGUUGCUUUUAUUAAUAUGCUAACAAUGCAUGUUUUAUUGUUUUAAAUACCUAAGUGCUUUGACUAGUGAAAUUAAAUUUAUCAUAAGUUGGUAAAUAGAUGGCUCGACAGAAAUGUGAACAAAUACCUUCGCUUGUUGUAAAAUUGAUACCUAUUUGCAAAUAAAAAGGCAAUACAAUAAAUACUUUGAAGAUAUGUGUGUGAAUAUGUACUUAUAAGUAGUUAUGAAUUAAACAAAGGGAGGAUAUAUUAUUCCUCCGACUAUUUAUGAAUAUGAAUAUUUGUUUUGUACCUACUAGUACUAGGUGCCUACAUUCUUGUUGUUUUAAUUGUUGUUAAAUUUAUAGCGUAGUUUAAAGAGACUCAAUAAUAUUAUAAAAUCAGGUUAUUAUACACAUAAAAAUGGUUACAAUACAUUUGGAUGGUUUAGGUACAAUUAAAAAAAAAUUACAUGAAUUCUCUUAAUGACUUAAAAAGUUGUUUUUUUUCACAUUUCAUUGAAAUUCAGUCAUUACAUUAAUACAAAGUUUCGAUACGCAUAUCUUACUUACGUAGUGUAAAAAGGUAAAAAAAAAAAAAAAUUCCAUGUAAAAAAAAAAGGGCAUUGCCCUAUGAAAGGAAAAGCCACGUUCCAAUUGAAUGGCCACGUACACAAAAACGAUAUGGCCAUGCAAUAAAAAAUUAAAAAAGGCCAUGCUGCACAAUAAAUGGCCACGCAAUAAUAAAAAAAAAAAAACGGCCACGCAAUAAAAUAAAAAUGGCCACGCAAUAAAAAUAAAAAAACAAUGGCCACGCAAAAAAAAAAAACCACAAUGGCCACGCAAUAAAAAUAAAAAAAAAAAAAAACCUACAAUGGCCACGCAUACAAAAUACGGUAUGGCUACGCAAUAAAAAAAAAGGGCCAUGCCACACAAAAAAAAUAAAUGGCUAAAAAAAAAUAAUCGCACGAAAGAUGUGACGACCAUUUAAAUGAUCGAGUGUCACUUUCAUCUUUCAGGUAGCCUCAAAAUGACUCAAAGUACCUCAACACUAUCAUUGCCAAAUCUAGAUAAUUUCGACUGCAAUGGCGAUCCGGCAUCAGUUGGGUUACGUUGGCAAAAAUGGAAAAGAGCUCUUGAAAUUUACUUUUUGGCUGCUAAUAUUGAGAAACCAGGAAAAAAACGAGCAACACUUCUUCAUAUUGGAGGAUUAUCACUUCAAGAGGUUUACUAUAAUCUUCCUGGUGCACACGUUGAUGACAAGACUGACGUCGAUGUUUAUGCAAUAGCCAUUGAUAAGCUAAAUUCAUAUUUCGCUCCAAAACAAAGCCGAAUUUAUGAGAGAUACAUAUUUCGGCUGAUGAAACAAGAAGAAAACGAAAAUUUUGAGAGAUUCUUAUUAAAGCUACGGGAACAAGCUGAAAAAUGUCAGUUCAAAGACAAAGACGAACAUUUGAUCGAUCAAAUCACAGAAAAGUGUAGAUCAAUGGAGUUAAGGAAGAAGAUAUUAGAAAUUGGAGACUCUGUAACGUUAGACCAAGUAAUUUCAAAAGCCAAUGCAUUAGAAGUGGUAGCUAGACAAUUGGAUCAAUUUAAAAAUAUAGAAAAUCCUCAGUCUGAUAAAGUAGAAGUUAACAAGAUCAUCGCAAAGAAAGUAAAUAGUAAACUGUCUUAUGGAACACGAUCUUCAGACUCGGACUGCUCCAGAUGUGGCAGUAAGAGGCACUCAUCUAAUGAUACGAAUUGCCCUGCAAAAGACAAACGAUGCCUAAAGUGUGGAUUCAUAGGCCACUACAAAGAACAAUGUAGGACUGCGAAGAAGCGACGUUUUACAAACAAUAAGUCAGAAACGGUAACCAAAAAACCUAAAUUGGAUUCGAAGAAAGUGGACGGGCGUUCUGAAAUUGACUAUAUUUUUCACUUGGAUGAGGACGAAACUAUUCAGUGUACAAUAGGUGGAAUAUGCGUAGCAAUGUUGAUAGAUUCUGGCAGCAAAUGUAAUGUAAUUACCGAUAAAACCUGGCAAUACCUCAAAAAUAACAAGGUUCAAGUAUCUAAUAUGAAUAAGAAACCAGACAAAAUACUAGUACCUUAUGGCAGUAAAGAUCCAUUGGAAAUAAUAGGUGCAUUUGACGCGAACAUUUCGACCAACAGUAAAUGCAUAACUUCUACUUUGUAUGUUAUUAAAAAUGGCACACGCGAUUUAUUAGGAAAAUCUACUGCCAUACAACUAGGAGUUCUCCGAAUUGGUCUUCAAAUUAACGCUGUUCAGGCCAAUUUGACUUCGGAAGUAGUCUUCCCAAAGUUCAAAGGGGUAACUGUCCAGAUUCCGAUUGAUAAAAAUAUAAAACCUGUCAUCCAGCCGUAUAGAAGAGUUCCAAUUCCGUUGGAAGAGAGAGUUGACAAAAAAUUGCAAGAACUAAAAGAUGCUGACAUCAUCGAAGAAGUAAAUGAACCAACUAAGUGGGUGUCUCCAAUGGUCCCUGUACUCAAAGAGAAUGGUGAGGCUAUCCGGCAACGCUGACUUGCGACAACGGGAGUCAGUUUUCGAGCGAAGAAUUUAAAAAUUACUGUAUAGAAUGUGGCAUUAUUAUCUAUAACACAAUUCCAUAUUGGCCACAAA
Plodia interpunctella (Indianmeal moth) is the source of this 5379-nucleotide messenger RNA. RefSeq lists its product as uncharacterized. Gene Ontology annotation, molecular function: nucleic acid binding; zinc ion binding. NCBI's taxonomy places the organism in Eukaryota, Metazoa, Arthropoda, Insecta, Lepidoptera, Pyralidae. The record is from RefSeq and is a predicted model, not a curated record. Bases 3748 to 5280 code for a protein of 510 amino acids. The transcript is spliced from 2 exons.